AUGGGACGAUGCCAACAAUGUGAGAAAUGGCUGUCUAAAACUUUACUCGCUCAUCACUUAUGCGGAGGACGGAAACAAUGUAAGAUCUGUAAGAAAAUCGUAGAAAAUGAUCAUCAGUGCUACGUUCAAAAGAAACCUCCCAAAAAGAAGAAGGGAAAAGAGGAAUUACAGUUUUACAUUUAUUUCGAUUUCGAAUGUAUGCAGGAAAAGGGCAUUCACAUCCCUAAUUUACGUGUGGCACAUCGGGUCUGUCAACAUUGUGGGCAUUUACCCAUUGAGGAUCCUUGUCCUCAUUGUCGACACAUGGGACCCCGUCAACACGUGUUUCAAGGAUUAAAUACCUUAAAAGACUUCAUGGACUGGUUAUUACAACCCACCAGCAAAGGAGAUAAGAAUGGUAGUUUAUCACACGACCAGGCCAUCAUCAUUGCUCACAAUUUCAAAGGAUACGACGGACAGUUCAUUUUAAAUUACCUGGUGCAUUCUGCCUGCAUGAAACCCACCGUCAUCCAGAACGGGAGUAAAAUCUUAUGCAUGGAAAUCUGUGGACUAAAAUUCAUCGAUUCUUUUAAUUUUUUACCUUUUGUUCUGUCCAAAAUGCCUUCCGCUUUCGGAUUCACCGAACUGAAAAAAGGGUAUUUCCCUCACUUUUUCAAUACGGUACAGAACCAGAAUUACGUGGGACCUUAUCCCCCUCCAGAUAAAUACAAUCCGGACGACAUGACUAUUAGCGGACGACAAGCUUUUUUUCAAUGGUACGACCAACAAGCUGGAAAAGUGUUUGAUUUUCAAAAGGAAUUUUUAGAUUAUUGUAUUUCCGACGUCGAUAUUUUACGACGAUGUUGUGCUCAGUUUAGAUCCACCCUCAAGAGUUUAGUGAAUGUAGAUCCCUUUCAGGAAUCUAUCACUUUUGCCAGUGCAACCAAUUUAGCUUACCGUCGAGGAUUCAUGCCCGAAGAUACCAUUGCCAUCAUUCCCAACCUGGGAUAUCAACCUGCUCGUCAAUAUUCGGCCAAAGCCUGUCGAUGGUUAACCUGGUUGAGUCAAAGAAGCGGAUCUCACAUCCAACAUGCGAGAAACGGAGGAGAACUCAAGAUCGGAAAUUAUACUGUAGACGGAUAUCAAGAAGAUACUUGCACCGUCUAUGAAUUUUUUGGGUGUUAUUGGCAUGGAUGUCCCACCUGCUAUCCCAAGCUACAGACCGAAACUCAUUCUCACCGGACUCAAUAUACUUACCAACAAUUAUAUAAAGAAACUUUAAGAAGGAAGUCGGUCUUAGAGCAAAUGGGGUACAAUAUCACCUAUAUCUGGGAGCACGAAUUCGAUGAACAAGUGCAAGGAGAUAAGGUUUUACAGAAUUAUUUAUCAGCCCUUAACAUACUAGAUCCUUUAAACCCCCGAGAGGCUUUGGACGGAGGUCGGACCAAUGCAUCACGAUUAUAUUGUGAGGAAGGGGAUAUCAGAUACAUAGACGUGUGUUCUCUCUAUCCUUACGUGUUAAAACACAGAGCUUUUCCUGUGGGGCAUCCUCAGAUCAUUACCGACCAAUUCCAGGACGUCAGAUCUUAUUUCGGACUCAUUCACUGCAGGGUCUUACCACCUCGAGGCCUCUAUCACCCAGUUUUACCUUAUCGCACGGGAGGCAAGUUAUUAUUUCCCUUAUGCCGAACUUGUGCAGAACAACAGGACUCUAAACAUCGAUGUCGACACAAUUCCCAAGAACGCAGUCAUACAGGUACCUGGGUGACGACCGAAUUACACAAAGCCUUGGACAUGGGGUAUACUUUAGAGCAGAUUUACGAAGUUUGGCAUUUUCCAGAAAGCAGUACAGAUUUAUUCAGACCUUACAUCGAUACUUUUUUAAAGAUCAAACAAGAAGCUUCUGGAUUUCCACCUGAGUGUCAGACGGAAGAACACCAACUAGAUUACAUUCAUCAAGUCUUAGAAAAAGAAGGAAUUAGAAUGGACCUGUUAAUAUUACCGAAAACGAAAUACUUAACGGAAGAAGAGGAAUUACAAGAACUCUUACAAGAUUCGACCAAAGAGAUUAAAGGUAUCCAACUCUUAGAAAAUAAAGAGAAGCCGGAAUUAGACAUGAUGUUAGUCAAUUAUCAAGACAAAAUAGUAGAAGAAUGUCCCUUUGGAAAUGUAAUACUAGCCUGUUUCACUACCGCUUAUGCUCGAUUACAUCUCUACGAGACUUUACAACCUUUAGGAGAUCGGGUCCUUUAUUUCGAUACGGAUAGUAUCGUGUACCACCAUAAGGAAGGACAAUUUAAUCCGACCCUUGGCAAUAGUUUAGGAGAAUGGACCGAUGAAUUGGACGGGGAUUACAUCAUUAAAUUCAUGUCAGGAGGUCCCAAAAAUUAUGCUUACCUCACUGCCAAAGGAAAUUCCAUCCUUAAAGUCAAAGGAUUAACUCUUAAUUAUCGAGCCUCCAAUAUCGUGUCACCAGAGACAUUAGAAAAAAUGCUCAAGAAAGGAAUGGAUGAAGUCACAGUGUCUUAUCCUUAUAAAAUACAGAGGACCCGAGAUCAUCAAGUCAAGACAUUACCUUUAGAUAAAAAGUAUAGAAUUGUAUAUGACAAGAGACAGAUCUUGAAAGAUUAUAACACUAUACCUUAUGGUUAUUAA
Molecule: messenger RNA, 2634 nt
Organism: Saccostrea echinata
Lineage: Eukaryota; Metazoa; Mollusca; Bivalvia; Ostreida; Ostreidae
Exons: 2
Coding region: 1-2634 (877 amino acids)
Biological process (GO): DNA replication
Molecular function (GO): DNA-directed DNA polymerase activity; DNA binding; nucleotide binding
Source: RefSeq, a predicted model, not a curated record